Pyrenophora tritici-repentis Pt-1C-BFP is the source of this 717-nucleotide messenger RNA. The record is from RefSeq and is a predicted model, not a curated record. Lineage: Eukaryota; Fungi; Ascomycota; Dothideomycetes; Pleosporales; Pleosporaceae.
AUGUUCAGCCCUCUAGCAGCAGCUUACUCCGCUGCGCUCACUGAUCACCUCACUAGAUCGCAAGGCAUUUGGUCUAUCACAAAGCGCGACUUUUUCUCGCUCUUCUCUACCGCCUGGAGCACCUCGUUCACGGCGAAAAACGUACUCGCUGCCUUCAAAGCCACCGGUAUCGCGCCGCUCGAUCCACAAGUUAUACUACAGCGCUUUGCCAGCAAGAAGGACUCACGGCCAAGCUCAAGCGGUAGCGCGAGCUCACACGAGAACGAGCAGCUUAGAGAAGCGCUCUCGCAUAAGAAGAAGCGCCGGCAGCGCGGCAAGGCACUACUACUCGAGCCGCCUAAGGAGUAUCACGACGGCGCUGUCUUCUACUCGCCCGAGGCAGUAAAGCUCCGCAAGGAGCAGAAGCUUCUUAAGCAAAUUGCACUCGAAGAGAGGCGCCAUCUCCGGCUUACGGCGAAGCAGCAGCGCGAUAGGCUUAAGGCGGCAGAAGCUGCAGCACGAGAGGAGCAAAAGAUAGCUAAGCAAGCCCAGAAACAAAUCCAAAAUGACGUACAACUAUCGCGACGAUGGAAACGGCAAAGUAUUAAAGCGCAAACUAAAGCUAAGAUUAAUACUGUCGUUGGUGUUGAUAAUAGAGCCUCUACAAUAGCAUCUGCUACUUCAAUAGUGACCACCCGCCGCGGCCGCAACGUCAAACUUCCGGCCAAAUUUAAGUAG